AUGUUCAAUGUUUUAAAUUUUUAUUUCUCUUAUUGUUUGUUCUUAUUGUUGGGAGGUGAGGAACCUACGGCCUGGGGACUGCGUAUGGCCCUCCAGUCCGGUCUAGUUUUUGGGCCUUUCCCUGGGCCAACCCCUUUCCCCAGACAGCACCCCUCACUCAUCUCUCCUGGAAUAUUUUUGCCCCAUUGGAAUGUGUCCUUGAACUCUGCCAGAAUGGGAGAGGUGGGGGGGGGCAUCUGUAGAAAUUGGCCGGCUGUACAGUUGCAUCUGUUGCUUCCUCCAUCUCUGGCCCCAUCCACUGUGGUAUGUGGCCCUCAGAAGGCUGCCCCUAAGGAAAGGUAG
This is a messenger RNA of Podarcis lilfordi (Lilford's wall lizard), 342 nucleotides long. The record is from the annotation of a GenBank genome assembly. Lineage: Eukaryota; Metazoa; Chordata; Lepidosauria; Squamata; Lacertidae.